Parus major (Great Tit) is the source of this 8757-nucleotide messenger RNA. It is a transcript of the gene ATP2B4, whose product is annotated as ATPase plasma membrane Ca2+ transporting 4. Gene Ontology annotation, molecular function: ATP hydrolysis activity; PDZ domain binding; ATP binding. Gene Ontology annotation, biological process: regulation of cytosolic calcium ion concentration; calcium ion transmembrane transport. The coding region runs from base 444 to 4190 and encodes 1248 amino acids. NCBI's taxonomy places the organism in Eukaryota, Metazoa, Chordata, Aves, Passeriformes, Paridae. The transcript is spliced from 22 exons. Gene Ontology annotation, cellular component: intracellular membrane-bounded organelle; membrane. The record is from RefSeq and is a predicted model, not a curated record.
UCGCCGGCCCGGCCCCGCACGGCCCCGCACGGCACGGGGGUUGCCAUGACAAGCAUUUUCUCCCGUUAGCUCCGGGACCGCUGCCCCUCCAUCCCAUGGCCAGUCGCGGGGGCUCCGCCGCCAGCCGGUGGGACCGGAGCCGCUCCAGUUGCUGUGGUAUCCAGGGAGCCCCCCUCCUCCUCCUCCUCCUCCUCCUCCUCCUCCUCCCGCUGCAGGAGCUGCACGCCGGGCGUUGCUAAGGUCGCCUCCGCGGUAACAUGCACAUCCUGUUUACACCUUCAUCCCGACAACUUGGGCUCGGAUAGAGCCGCCCGUUCCCCCCGGGAAGCCCCCAGGGAAAGGGGCCGCACGGAGCAUCCCCCGCCGGAGCCGCCGGAGCCGCCGGAGCCGCGAGCGAGGCCGCCCCAGGAGCGCCGCGCCGGCGGCACCGCCACUGUGACAAGAUGACGAACAACGUGGCCGACCACCACCCCGGGAACUCGGUGGCCGAGGGCAACCAUGAGGGGGACUUUGGGUGCUCCAUGGUGGAGCUCAGGAACCUCAUGGAGCUGAGGAGCGCCGAGGCCGUGGCCCGGCUCAACGACUCCUAUGGUGGCGUCCAGAACGUCUGCAAGAGGUUGAAGACGUCGCCGGUCGAAGGCCUGUCCGGGAACCCCACGGACCUGGAGAAGAGGCGUCAGGUCUUCGGCCAGAACUUCAUCCCCCCAAAAAAGGCCAAGACAUUCCUGCAGCUGGUGUGGGAGGCGCUGCAGGACGUGACGCUGAUCAUCCUGGAGAUCGCUGCCAUCAUCUCCCUGGGGCUCUCCUUCUACCACCCCCCGGGAGGGGACAACGAGCUGUGCGGGCAGUCCGCGGGCGGCGUGGAGGACGAGGGCGAGGCUCAGGCGGGCUGGAUCGAGGGCGCUGCCAUCCUCUUCUCCGUCAUCAUCGUGGUGCUGGUGACGGCCUUCAACGACUGGAGCAAGGAGAAGCAGUUCCGGGGCCUCCAGAGCCGCAUCGAGCAGGAGCAGAAGUUCACGGUGAUCCGCAAGGGCCAGGUGAUCCAGAUCCCCGUGGCCGAGAUCGUGGUGGGGGACAUCGCCCAGAUCAAGUACGGUGAUCUCCUGCCAGCGGACGGGAUCCUGAUCCAGGGCAAUGACCUGAAGAUAGACGAGAGCUCGCUGACCGGGGAGUCAGACCAGGUCAAGAAAUCGAUGGAUAAAGACCCCAUGCUGCUGUCAGGUACCCACGUGAUGGAGGGCUCGGGCAGGAUGGUGGUGACUGCCGUGGGCAUCAACUCCCAGACAGGGAUCAUCUUCACCCUCUUGGGAGCAGGAGAAGGCGACGAGGAGAAGAAAGUGAAGAAAGGUAAAAAAAGCGGAGCCCCCGAAAACCGCAACAAAGCUAAAACUCAGGAUGGUGUGGCCUUAGAGAUCCAGCCCCUGAAGAGCCAGGAGGGGGUGGAAAACGAGGAGAAGGAGAAGAAGAAGGUGAAGGUGCCCAAGAAGGAGAAGUCGGUGCUGCAGGGGAAGCUCACGCGCCUGGCGGUGCAGAUCGGGAAGGCAGGGCUGAUCAUGUCGGCCAUCACCGUCAUCAUCUUGGUGCUCUACUUCGUCAUCGACACCUUCGGGGUGCAGAAGCGGCCCUGGCUGGCCGAGUGCACCCCCAUCUACAUCCAGUACUUCGUCAAGUUCUUCAUCAUCGGCGUCACCGUGCUGGUGGUGGCCGUGCCCGAGGGGCUCCCGCUGGCCGUCACCAUCUCGCUGGCCUACUCCGUCAAGAAAAUGAUGAAGGACAACAACCUGGUGAGGCACCUGGACGCCUGCGAGACCAUGGGCAACGCCACGGCCAUCUGCUCGGACAAGACGGGCACGCUGACCAUGAACCGCAUGACGGUGGUGCAGGCCUACGUGGGGGACACGCACUACCGCCAGAUCCCCGACCCCGAGGCCAUCCUGCCCAAAAUCCUGGACCUGAUCGUGCACGGCGUGGCCAUCAACUCCGCCUACACCUCCAAAAUCCUGCCGCCUGAGAAGGAAGGGGGGCUGCCCCGGCAGGUGGGCAACAAGACCGAGUGCGCCCUGCUGGGCUUCGUGCUGGACCUGAAGCAGGACUACCAGGCCGUGCGCAACGAGGUGCCCGAGGAGAAGCUCUACAAGGUCUACACCUUCAACUCUGUGCGCAAGUCCAUGAGCACCGUGCUGAGGAGCAGCGGCGGCGGAUUCCGCAUGUACAGCAAGGGCGCCUCCGAGAUCAUCCUGCGCAAGUGCACCAAGAUCCUGGACAAGAACGGCGAGCCGCGGGUGUUCAAGGUGAAGGACAGGGACGAGAUGGUGAAGAAGGUGAUCGAGCCCAUGGCCUGCCACGGGCUCAGGACCAUCUGCCUGGCCUUCCGGGAUUUCCCUGCGGACGCCGAGCCUGACUGGGACAGCGAGAACGAGAUCCUGUCCGACCUGACCUGCAUCGCCGUGGUGGGGAUCGAGGAUCCCGUACGGCCUGAGGUGCCCGAUGCCAUCCUGAAGUGCCAGCGCGCCGGCAUCACCGUCCGCAUGGUGACAGGGGACAACAUCAACACAGCCCGGGCCAUCGCCACCAAGUGCGGCAUCCUGCUGCCCGGGGAGGACUUCCUGUGCCUGGAGGGGAAGGAGUUCAACCGGCUCAUCCGCAACGAGAAGGGAGAGGUGGAGCAGGAGCAGCUGGACAAGAUCUGGCCCAAGCUGCGGGUGCUGGCGCGCUCCUCCCCCACGGACAAGCACACCCUGGUGAAAGGAAUCAUCGACAGCACCGUGGGUGACCAGAGGCAGGUGGUGGCCGUGACAGGAGACGGGACCAACGAUGGCCCAGCCCUGAAGAAAGCAGACGUUGGGUUUGCCAUGGGCAUCGCGGGCACGGACGUGGCCAAGGAGGCCUCGGACAUCAUCCUGACCGACGACAACUUCACCAGCAUCGUCAAGGCCGUCAUGUGGGGCCGCAACGUCUACGACAGCAUCUCCAAGUUCCUGCAGUUCCAGCUGACCACCAAUUCUGGAGCUGUUUUCACGAGGAGAACGAAACAAAGAAGGGAAGAAGGGUUGAUUUUGGUGGCUUGGUGUGUUCUCCCCCUGCAGGACUCUCCCCUGAAGGCCGUGCAGAUGCUGUGGGUGAACCUGAUCAUGGACACCUUCGCCUCGCUGGCGCUGGCCACGGAGCCGCCGACCGAGGCGCUGCUGCUGCGCAAACCCUACGGCCGCAACAAGCCGCUCAUCUCCCGCACCAUGAUGAAGAACAUCCUGGGCCACGCCGUCUACCAGCUCACCAUCAUCUUCACACUGCUCUUCGCCGGGGAGAAGUUUUUCGACAUCGACAGCGGCCGGAACGCUCCCCUGCACUCUCCCCCCACCGAGCACUACACCAUCGUCUUCAACACCUUCGUGAUGAUGCAGCUCUUCAACGAGAUCAACGCCCGCAAGAUCCACGGCGAGAGGAACGUCUUCGAGGGCAUCUACCGCAACCCCAUCUUCUGCGCCGUGGUGCUGGGCACCUUCACCGCCCAGAUCAUCAUCGUGGAGUUUGGUGGGAAGCCCUUCAGCUGCUCCGGGCUCACCCUCAGCCAGUGGUUCUGGUGCAUUUUCAUUGGAGUGGGAGAGCUCCUGUGGGGCCAGCUGAUCUCCACCGUCCCAACGAGCCACCUGAAGUUCCUGAAGGAGGCCGGGCACGGCAUCACCAAGGAGGAGAUCCCCGAGGAGGAGCUGCCCGAGGACGUGGACGAGAUCGACCACGCGGAGAUGGAGCUGCGGCGGGGGCAGAUCCUGUGGUUCCGGGGGCUCAACAGGAUCCAAACCCAGAUGGACGUAGUUUACACAUUCCAGACCGGCGCCUCCUCUUUGCAGGGAGCCCUCAGGAGACAGCCUUCCAUCGUGAGCCAGCACCACGAUAUCAAAGUGGUGAAUGCGUUCCGUAGCUCCCUGUACGAAGGCCUCGAGAAACCCGAAUCCAGAAGCUCCAUCCAUAACUUCAUGACUCACCCAGAGUUCAUCCUGGAGGAAGACGAGCCUCGGACACCAUUCCUUGACGGCACCGAAGACGAGCCCGAGCCUGACGGACUCCAAAAGCGAGGUGGGGGCAGCCCGGCGGGGUCGACGGCCCUCAACAGAAACAACAACGCUGUGGACAGCGAGUUCAGCUUCCCAGAGCCUGGGAGCCCCUUCCACAGCCUGGAGACAUCCGUUUGACCUUAGAACUUGGAAUUCCUCCUCCUCCUCGUCCUCCUCGUCCACCUCGGCCCUGUGUGAUCCCGGCAGCAGUAACUGGUCACACGCUGUGGUCACUCCGUGUCAAACUGCUCAUGCCUGUGUCAUCAUCUGGGUUGGUUUAUUUUUUUUGGGGGGGUGGGGGAAAUUAUCUGGGUUUUUUUCUCUUUUUUGUUUUUAUUUUUGUUCUUUUUUGUGUUUUUUUUUUACCAGUCUUUAGCAGUGGGAACCAGAGUACCACCACGCUGGGUGUUGGGAGAGAGGCUAAGCCAAACAAAAAAAAAAACCAAAAAAACCACAGAAUUGUGCAUCUCCAUCCCUGAUUUUUUGUGGUACUCACCCAGGGGAAGCUGCCAGCUUCUUUCCUCUCCAAGAGUUGGGCUCCAGGCACCUGGAGCCAGGGGGUUUUCACUUUGGAAAAAUGCAUGUUCCAAGGAAAUUCAAAUUGUUGUAGUCUUACACGCCCUCAGCACGAAGGCUGGGGGUGCACUUGUGACUUGAUUUUAUUUUUUAUUAUUUUGGUGGGGUUUGUUGGUUGUUUUGUUUUGUUUUUUUCUCCACUCGUGGUUUUUAGAGGUUUUCUCUUCUAAUGUUGGGGUUUGCUCUUUGCUUGUGGGGUUUGCCCCCUUACCCAGUGGGAAGUGGGAUGGGGCAGUCACCGCUCCAGUGCGAAAAUUAAGGAAUAAACUAAAAAAUCCCAGCCAGAGGAAGGUGUUUACUCCAAGCUUGAGAGAUCCAGGGAUGCCCACCAGUCUUCCACCUUUGAAAAAUGGUACCUGGGUUUUUUCCAGCUCCCCCUCUGUGUGUGCCCACACUUUUUUCUCUCUCUGUUUCCAAACUGGGAGAUGAGAAAUGAAGUUGGCUUGGCUCUAACCUUGCUGGAGGGGAGAGAUUCAGAUUUUCCUGCAAAUGUGGAGGUGAAACUGCCAGGGAAAAGGUGGAGAGACCCAUCCCCAGUGAGGGAUGCAGUUCCUUCCUGAGGAAUUUUAGGAGAGGCCUCUCUGCUGCUCCUGGUCAGGGGGGAAGCUCUUGGUGAGAGGGUUUUUGCAGCUCUCCCAGCUCCUGCCCUCCAGAGCAGAGGGAUUUUUGCCCUUUUUUCUGUGCUGUCAGGGUCCAGCACCCCUCAGCCUCGCAGUGCCGGCUCCAGGGAAACGCUGAGGGAUCCAGGAGAUGCCCAAAAGCCGUGGGAGGCUGAGUGGAGAACACUGAGGGCACAGCAGGUCCUGAAUCCUGGGAGGGAUCAAUCCGGCUGAUGAUCCAGUGGAAGGCAGGGAGGCCCAAGGAUGAUCCCUCAUUUUCCUGGAGGUUUGGCUUGGAUGGCUGCAGCUCUUCCAGAGAAGGCGCUGCUGGAGGCUUGGCCUCAUUUCGCUGCUUUAUUUGGAGGCCAUCUCCUCCUCUCCAGCCUCGCCUCCACCCCUGGGAACAAUCCUGGGAGAAUCCCUUUCCUUGGAGCUGGAAUGUCCCUCUGGUGAUCCCUGGAGCAGGCGGCGGGGUGGGGGCUUCUCCUCGUUGUGACCCCUGCCCUCCUCCAUCCCCUCUGGCUCGCUCAGGGAUGCGCUGGAAGCGCCUGUGCGAGGUCAUUCCCAUCCCUGGGAGCGCAGAGGAUGUUUAUUUUUUUUUGGGAAAGGCUGGCUCUGGCUGGGUUCUCCUCCCCUUUCCCGUCAGGAACGCACAGCGGAAUCUCCCGUGCCUUGUCCGAGCACUGCCUGCAGCACCUCCUGCCACGCCAGGGCCCAGAUCUUUGCCGAGAUUUUAAGUGUUCCUUAAACCACACCGCAAACCAAGUGUCUUGGCUUCGCCCCCUCCCGGCACCGCCUCGCCCUCCCCGUGGCGAAGGAAAGGUCCUUAAAUCCCAAAAAUCCCAAAUAUCCCAAAAAUCCCCAGUGUCCCACCCUGGUGCUGGCGAGCUGGGCGUUGUUCACUGCCAACAGCGAGAAGGAAUUGCCACCACUGCCCGUCCCCAGUGCAAAUUCAGUGUCCACCCCAUGCCCAGCUCCUCCUUCCCUCCCUCCCCCCCAAAAAAAUAACCCAGGGGAGCGAGGGGAUCUUGGGUUAAACACCGGGAAAUACAAAACAAAACAAAAAAAAAAACCCAAAUAAGGGGUGGUUGUGGGGUUUUGGUUCUGUGCUAAAGGUGACGUUGCUUAAAAAACAAAAAGAAAAAAAAAACAAAAAAAAAAUCUCAUUUUUUUUUCUAUUUUAAAUACAUGCAAAAAAAAACCAAAAAAAAAUAUAUAUGGUGUUCUUACAAGCUUACAUAAAUAUUUAUUAAAUACUUUUUUUUGGGGGGAUGCACCGAUUUUUUUUUUUUUUCUUUUGAUAUUUUUUUAAUACCUCAGACCUGUUGAAAUAAAUAAAUAAAUAAAUAAAUAAAAUAAAUAAAAAAGAAAGACUCAAACCAACAACAACUUCAAGCCAACUUUGGAGGCUCUCAAAGUCACUCCCAGAAAUCUGUGACUGGCAGGGUUUGCCACAAAGGGUCUGGUCGUUCCUUUAAGUUUGCUCUAUUUUUGUCGUUCUAGUUUCCAUUUUAGGAGUGGGGGGAGGGAGAAAUAAUGCUAUAUAAAUAUUAUGCAAAAAAAAAAAAAAAGAAAAAAAAAGAAAAAGAAAAAAAUUCUAGUUUUCUUUAGCUCAGAAACUGAUAUUUUUACGUCAGCCAUAUGUAUUUUGUUUAAAGAAAAAAAAGAAAAUAAAGAAAUCUCCAGUCCCGCCACUGUGUGAGGGCAGUUGUGAGGGACACUUUAAUUAAUUCCGUGGAUUAAUUAAUUCAGCCAUCGGAUGCCAGUCAGCUUCCUUUUCUCUGAGCAGCCAUCUUUCUACUAGAUGUGAGUUGGAUGACACAAAUGGGGUUUUUUUAUAUAAAUAUCUAUAAAUUUUGUUGCUGUAUGGCUGGUUGCUUCAAGUAUAAAUGUUUCUUGUGCAAAUUUCCUGUAAAGUUACUCUUUUAUUUUUUGUUUUUUGGGUUAAGUUUCAGUGAUAUCCUGGCAGCAGCUGACUCUUGGCUUAAGUUAUUGAGGACAUUACACAAAAAAAAAAAGAAAUUUGGGGGAGAUUGGUGCUCCAAAAAAAAAAAAACAAAAAGGCAUGGUCAGCAGCGGCACGGACUUUUGGGGACUCUCUGCAACAUGCCUUGACUAGGGGGAGAUAUAAAUAUAUAUAUAAAUAUAUAUUAUUAUGAAUAUUUCUGGGUUUUUUUUUUUUUUUCCUGCUUGGUUUGAACUGCCACGAGUGCGUGCACGGAGCAGGGGAGGGACAAAGCGCCAUGCCCGCCAGGAAGCAAAGCCACCCCCCCCUCCCCUCCUCGUUGUGAUCCAUGUUCAACUUACCUUGGAAUGCUUUGUUAUUAAAACACUCUGAACAUCCUUCUGCAUCCGGUUCUUCAUCCCAGCAGGGCCCCUCAGUGGAUUUUCCGUGGAUUUUCCGUGGAGUUGGCGGAUUGGUACCAAAGACAUCCCUGGUUUGCUGGCCAGGCAGCUCUCGAGGCGUUUUUCUCCUGCUGAGGUUUCUAUGAUUUGCACAGGGUGUGGGGAGGGAGGUUCAUUUCAGGUUUUAUUUCCUUUUUUUCCCCCCUCCCCAAAAGGUUUUUUCCGUGCAAUAAAGCUUCCGAGUGAAAUUUCCCCACCGAUCUCAAGAAGGAAACAAACUAAAUCACAUUUUAGCAUGGGCGGCUUUUCCCACCCAUAGGGCCUGGAGGGCUCAGCCCCUCUCUGAGGGGAAGGCUGAUAAAAAAACCCAAUCCCAAAUUCAGGGGGGCAUCCCCGAGGUGCCAGCACAGCUCCUGUCACCCUCUGGGACCGCAGACCCCAAAUCCCUGCAGGGCUUUUGUCCCUCUGUGGGGACACCUGGACCUGCAUCGCUUCUGCUCCAUCCCCAAGCCCUCAUGGAGCCCCCAAAACGCUCUCCUGCACCCCCAGAUUUUCCCCUUGGGGCACAGGGAUGUGGAGGAAGGUUUUUCCUGCUCCUUUUCCACCCAAACUGGGGGAUUUUGGCACCUCUUCCUCCCCAGCAUUCCCCCUUCACCCCCAACUCUGCUCUGUCCCGCUCCCCAAAUCCCUCAAUUUUCAUCCAGCAAAGCCCAUGGCUAAAACUGCCUUUAGUUUCUUUCCUCCCCUUCAAUAAAUAUAUAUAUAUACAGUCUGAACUCAACAUUUAUGUGUGUGUAUAUAUAUUUAUCCAAUGCUCUCACAAAACAAAAAAACUUUCUUUUGAAGAGGGCACGUGGAGCUGAGUUUUUCUUUUUUUUUUUUUUUUUUCCAGUAACUCAGUAUAAUAAGCACUGGUAUUUUUAUAUAAAAAAUGGGAGGAAAAAGAAAAAAAAAAACCAAAAUACAAAACAAAAGACUGAAUAUUAUGUGGUAUGCAUGACAUUAAAAAACAAAACAAUGGUGGUUUCAAAGCAAUAUGUACCCUGGUGUGUUUGCCAUAUCCUAGAGUCCAGCUUAAAGUGCACCUGAUCUGUAUUGCAUUUUGAUAUUAAUCUCUAUGUACAAUGUUUUGCAUGUAAUUUAUAUGGAUCUUGGGAGAAAAAAAAAAAACAACUAAAUAAUCU